This is a messenger RNA of Oryza sativa Japonica Group (Japanese rice), 2430 nucleotides long. RefSeq lists its product as uncharacterized. The record is from RefSeq and is a predicted model, not a curated record. NCBI's taxonomy places the organism in Eukaryota, Viridiplantae, Streptophyta, Magnoliopsida, Poales, Poaceae. Gene Ontology annotation, molecular function: RNA binding.
UUUGUACGGCCCAGUGGGUAGAGCAGCCCAUGUAAACGCGAGACGACGCGAGACGCCCUGCGACUGCAGUGCAGGCUGCUCCCACGCCGCGGCUCCGCCGCACUUGCUCGGCCGUCCACGCCGGCACGGCGUGCCUGAGGCCACCGCACCACCCCCGAGGAGGGAGGCCGGUGGGUCUCCUCGCCCCCCCCCCGUCGGCUGCGCGCCUUCUCCGACUCUCGCUGCGCCGCGCGGGUGGCGUGGGCCAUGGGCAGCCGGGUGCUCUUGCUCCGGAGGAUGGAGAAGGGGUGGCGGCCGAUGUCCCGGGCGCUUUAUCCCUCCCCCGGUUCUACCAGCGUGGCGCCUCCCCAUGAGCUGCGCGCGCCUCGGCGGUGCUCACCAUCUUAUACUUCCCACAAGGUUUUUCACCGAGAUGUUGGGUUCUUCAGUGGGUGGCAAAGUUAUAACCUUCAAAUAUAUUGCUGUAUCCAUACAAGCCGACCAGUCAAUAGUCAAAAUCAUACCAUAGCAGAACCUCAGCAGAAACAAGAAGAUGUUGCGCUGGUUGAUGAAUCUGGUAGGCCCAAAGCAAAGAGGAAAAAGUUAAAAGGAAGGAGGGCAGUGACAAGAUUUUUGAAAUCCCUGAGAUGGAAGAAGAAAAGGGAGUUUCAAAGGAUGACUGCGGAGGAGAAGAUUUUGUACAAACUGAAGCUAGCUCGAAACAAGGAAGAACGACUUGUUGCAGCUUUGACGAAGAUUGAACCGGAUGACCCAUCAGAACCUACCCAUGAUCCUGAGGUGCUUACACCUGAAGAGCACUUCUAUUUCCUCAAGAUGGGUCAAAAAAGUAAAAAUUAUGUGCCUGUAGGAAGACGUGGAAUAUAUCAGGGAGUGAUCCUGAACAUGCAUUUGCACUGGAAAAAGCACCAAACGCUACAGGUAAUUGUGAAGACAUUCACACCAGACGAGGUUAAGGAAAUUGCCUCAGAGUUAGCCAGACUAAGUGGUGGAAUUGUGCUGGAUAUUCAAGAAGGGAAUACGAUUAUUAUGUACAGAGGAAAAAACUAUGCACAGCCACCACCUGAAAUAAUGUCUCCAAAAGUUACACUUCCUAGAAAAAAGGCACUGGAUAAAUCAAAAUACAGAGAACGCCUCCGAGCUCUUAGGCGGUACAUUCCCAGGCUUGAGCAGGAGCUUGUAGAUCUUCAUGCACAGAUGAAGUUAGCUAGAGAUUAUAAAGGACAGAAUGCAGCGGAAGAUAUUACUUGUAUUUCAGAUAGUGUAAACAGUACAUCUGCGAAAGAAUAUUCUUCUUGCUCAGUUCGCAAGAGAAGUGUAUCUGAUCUCCUGUCAGAAAGUAUAGAAGGGUCUGGAAGGCUAGAGGAUGAAAAUUAUGAGGUUAGUGCUGAUUCGGCUUCAGAGUCUAUCACAUACUCUGAAUCCGAGGAUCUCUCUGACAUUUUUGAGACGGACUCAGAGGAGGAGCAGGUACAGGAAAGCAAGGAGCAACCGUUGUAUCUAGAUAAGCUGGAUAAGUUUCCCUCAGAAAAUAAUGACAAUGAACCAGAUGAUUUCGAAGAGCAUCUACGAAAGAUUGCUUCCCUUUCUGAUAGGACCGAUUCAUCUGCUAAAGAACUCAAAGUAUCCGAGCUUGAUGAGAUUGAUAAAAUCUUCUUGAGAGCUAGUUCAUUGCUGAAGAAAAGGUGACAGUUGGGAAUUUGUACACAGUGUUCACGACAUCUAAUGUGCACUGCCAAAAAGCAUUUAUAUGCAGCACAAGCAUCUUGAAAGAAGAUCUGAGAUAUAUCGGUAACAAAGUGGAAAGUCAUGUAUUAAUUCACAGAUGCUGCUGAGAGCGGAGAGGAUUUGGUAUUUCAUAAUCUUGCUGGGAUUUAGUGAGCUAUUUAACCUGAAGUACUGCAACCGGUUUGGGAGGUUCUGGCGUUUGCUCUCAUGUUCCCUGAAACACCAUUCCGUUUCUCAGUUGUUUAGGGUAGCCAUGUUAUGAUUUAUAAGAAAGUGUGGUGGUUUUCAGUAAAUGGUAUACGGCGAGGUAAUCUGCAUUGUGGGCCAGUGAUGAUCCUUUGUUUUUUCACUUCAUCAAGUUCAACCGUGCAUGUCUGUUUUGUUGAUCUAGUCUAGCCUCAUGUUUACCAGAGGUUUCAGUUCAUAGUCAUGGAUCGCAGAUAUGCUCGCUGUAACCUGUUCCUGGAUAAAAUAAUUGCACCGAGCCAAGGAAUGUUCAGGUCUGUUGUGUUGAUCUUCUAACUCUAUUUUGAGCCUCAUAUUUACCAAAGGUUUCAGUUCAUAGUCAUAGAUCACAGAUAUGUUCGCUGUAACCUGUUCCCGGAGCCAAGGAAUGUAAGGAUGAAAUUUUCAGGUCUCCUGAACGAAUAUUGUGUUCUACUAUUCAUAUUCAAUUAGGGGUCAUGUUCCAAUUUUAAGUCGGUA